AUGUCAUGUGUCGGUGAAUUACGACGAAGACACUCUUCUGCAAAUACAAGUUCUAGAAACAACGAAGAAAAAGUUUUUCCUCGUUAUCUUCGAGCUUCGAGCGGAUCAUGUCACGAUUUUUGCAAAUAUGGGAAGCAACUUGCACUUGAACCAAAGAAAAUGAGUUUGAUACCUAGAAUAGCUGAAAGGACACAACUUCACCGAAGUUUAGAAAAGAACAUUGGUGAAGAAGUAGUCGAAGUAACACCAGAUGUCAAGCGUAGAGCAUCAACUGAUUCUGAACCAACAAAGAUGUCGUUGGUCAAACACAGAGAAUCAACAUAUCCUAAUGCCUCUGACACAAUCAAGAUAGCUAAAAUUGAACCAGACCGGCCAAUUCAACAUGACAAUGAAAUUUCAUGGUCUAAGAUGGACAUUACACCAAAACCAAUUUCCAAGAGGGUGGGAGCUUCAUCAAUAUCAUCUUCCAAGAAGGAGGAACCUUUAUCGAAAUCAAUCUUUCAAAAGGCAAAAGUUCGUCCAAUAUCAACUUCUUAUUUGGCCAAAACUCCAUCGAAAUCAACUAUCAAGAAGAUGGGAAAUAUAGUUUCACAUUUGUUGCCUUCUUCCUCGUCCGAAUCUUCACGCAGAAGAGUUGUUGGUACUACUAUGCACAAGGGCCUGAAAACCGCGUCCCGUGUUAAGAAUCAACCAAAGCCUAGAAAAGUUGAACCUGAGGAACACUGCAUUGAGGCUGAGGUUGAAGAAAAGACUUUGUAUGUCAUCGAGAUAGAAAAUGAAGAUAAUACGUUUCAAUCGGAUCAAAAUGCAAACAAGGAUAUUGAACUUUCUCGCUCUCAAUCAUUUUCAUCAUCCAAGUUUUCAUCACAAGAAGAAGAUCAAGAGGAAUCUGGAUAUGCAACAAGUGAAUUCGAGGAGGAUUCUUGUUUCGCAAGCAACGGAGAAGUAAACAAGGAAAGUUUGGAGACUUUGGACUUGAAAUUUGAGGAGAAUGAGAAACCGCAAAAGGACGAGACUGUGAUUUGGGUUGAAACUCAAAUUGAGGAAAGUGGAAAGAAGAAGCUUAAGUUCAAAAGAGGCAAAGUGUUGAGGGAGAAUGAUGCAGAUUCUGACGAAAGCGAUGAUGAUAUGUCUGGUUGCGAGAAAGUUGUUUUGAAACAUCAAGAUGUGAAGGGGAAGAAAGGUGAGCAAGGAUUGUUGAAUAAUGUGAUUGAGGAAGCAGCAAGUAAAAUGGUUGAAAUUCAAAUGAGUAAGGUGAAGGCUUUGGUUGGUGCAUUUGAGAAUUUGAUCUUUCUCAAUGAGAAAAGGCCCUAAGCAAGCACUAGUGCUUGUUUAGAUUG
Lathyrus oleraceus (garden pea) is the source of this 1340-nucleotide messenger RNA. RefSeq lists its product as uncharacterized. The record is from RefSeq and is a predicted model, not a curated record. NCBI's taxonomy places the organism in Eukaryota, Viridiplantae, Streptophyta, Magnoliopsida, Fabales, Fabaceae. Bases 1 to 1314 code for a protein of 437 amino acids. Gene Ontology annotation, molecular function: calmodulin binding. The transcript has a single exon.